AUGGCUCCCCCCGAUCAGAAUGGGCCUGAUGGCUCGUCACUUAAACCCGUUUCGUCUCUGAGGGCGCAGUUCGAGAACAUGAACAAGGGCGAAUCUGCGCCUGGUCCCUCCCCGCCCCGAACAAUCUCUCCGGCCCCGAAGCCAGAAUUCCUUCGAGAUGCAAAGUCCUCUACCGAAAGUCUCCCAAUACCCCCGAGACCUCGAGAGCGUGGGAGCAUCUCGACUCCAUCAUUGCCUCCCCCGCUACACGAGCCCACCCCACGAUCGCCAGGCCGCUCCCUGGGGGUACCUCCUACCUUGAAACCGGAACCCGUGAAGGCUCCUUCGGUCAUGGUAGAACCUCCUCAGUCUCCGCCAAAGAAUCCUAUUACCAGAUUCGCACACGCCGAGGCGCCUGCUUUCUUGACCGCCGACUCUGGCGCAUCGACUCCGUCAACUCCUACCACUUCGCGCCAGUUCAAGAUUCCAAGUCGGCCUCACACCCCGUCUCUCGAACCGAACCGACGCUCUCCUAGACUUUCGGCCUCCCAACCGCCCUCUCCUCCGCCACCGAGAAGGUCAGGGGAAAUACGAAGAGAAACCAAGCCUGGUCUCCCUCCGCCGAUAAACCGCGCCGAGAAGCCCUCUAUGCAAUCCCAAGCAAGACCAUCAUUUUUCACCGAUCAUGUUAUCACUCCUGACGCUAGGGGUAAAAUCAAGCCCGAAACCUCACCAUUCAGUAGCCCCCCAAGCAGUCCCGAACCAGCGCCUCCAGUGCUUCCGUCAAGACCUAAAGCCCCUGCUAUGCAGUCGGAGCCCCCGCCGCAACCGCAACGGGGGAGAACAUUAGAUGUGGGUUUUGCGCCUCCGCCAGUUCACCAUUCAAUUAUGACGAAGAGAAACCAACGGGAACACGAGCCAAACGGUUUUGUUAAGGGUCAGAUCACACCCCAAAUCACUGGUGAGACUCGGCCUUCCGUGCCUGCACUUCCCGCGAGACCUCUGUCAAUCGCUACUGAGCCGCCGCCGCGACCCCUUUCAAUGACCAUGAAGCCACCUCCACGGCCUCCCAGGCCAGGCAUCACAACACCCUCGGUCUCUGAGGCCCAAACUCCGCCCAAACGUAUUGUCUCGACCCCCACAACCCAUCUUCCGCCUCCCGCACGGCUGCCUGGGCGUGCCAAUACGGUGACUGACAGAACAUCAGAGAGGACGGCACCUCGCCCACCACCCCCACAACCUCCUCCCGCUCAUCCUGUACAACCUCUGCAACCCGUACAACCGCCGCAGCCGGCUGAGUCGACUGCGUUGAUUCCGUCGGCUAAUAAUUCAAAGGUGGAGAUAAAUGGUUCUGGCCAGAUCUUCCCGGAUCCUUCCAAUGUCAAUCGAAGACCCCCUUUCAUCAAACAAGGUAUGCACGAGAUACAGACCAAAUACGACCCUCGCACAUUUGAUGUAUGCGGCGACCUAGUCUGCACUACUGGCCAUUUGACUCGAGUAUGGAGCUUGCGGGACGGCGAACUUCUGAUGAGCUUCUCCCAUGGUGAAGGUAUUAAGGCCACAGCAGUAGCUUUCAAGCCUGGCACGAACGUGGACGAAGAAGGCCAGCGGUUGUGGAUUGGCAACAACUUUGGCGAGCUCAUGGAGGCUGAUAUAGCAACGCAAAGUGUGGUUGCGAACAAGCCGAAUGCCCAUGGCCGUCAUGAAGUUAUCAAAAUCUACCGCCACUACAAUGAGUUAUGGACAUUAGAUGAAACUGGUGGUCUGCUCGUUUGGGGCCCGGACGAGACCAGUACCCCAAGCUUGACAAACAACUCCCACCAAGCAUUCCGAUUGCCCAAGGGCCACACAUUUUCCAUGAUUGUUGGGGAUGAGCUUUGGCAUGCGACUGGGAAGGAAAUUCGCAUAUUCGCACCAACAUCAGACGGGCAAACACAGUUCCAAGUGUUGGUGAGACCUUUGGUCCAGGACACAGCUGGAGAAGUCACAUCUGGCGCCUUAGUGCGGUCGCAACCAGGCAAAGCCUUCUUUGGCCAUGCUGAUGGCAAGGUGUCAUUUUAUAACACUCAGGAUUUUUCCUGUCUUGGCGUCAUCAGCCUAAGUUCUUGGAAGAUCAAUUCCCUCGCAGGUGUUGGUGAUCACUUGUGGGCAGGUUUCAACACGGGUAAAGUUUGCGUCUACGACAUUGAAACAACACCAUGGGCCGUCAAGAAGGACUGGCAAGCUCACGACAAGAACCCGGUUGUGAAACUCAUUUCGGACUCCUCCAGCAGCUACCGGAUGGAUCGCCAUCAGGUUAUCUCUCUUGGUGCGGAUAACAUGCUUCGAGUGUGGGAUGGCCUCCUUCAAGAUGACUGGCAUGAAACAGAGAUGAAGGGGAUGGACAACCAGUACUGCGAAUUUCAAGAUCUCAAAGUUUUGGUGAUGACCUGGAAUGCUGGCGCAUCUACACCGCAUAGUCUCCGGUACGCGGAAGAAGAUGCAGAGUUCAUCAAGAGUUUACUACAAGCAAAUAGCUCCCCAGACAUUCUAGUUUUCGGUUUCCAAGAGCUUGUUGACUUGGAAGACAAGACCGCUACAGCCAAACGUUUCCUCAAAGUCAAGAAGAAAGAAGGCUCGGAUCAGGAACGAAUGAGUCACCAAUAUCGGGAUUGGAGAGACUUCCUUCUUAAGAGUCUCGACGAUUACAUGCCACCUGACUGCCUGUAUCACUUGCUGCACACCGCGACGCUUGUAGGACUGUUCACCUGCAUAUUCGUCAAGUCGACGCUUAGGGAUCGAAUUCGGAAUUUGAGCGCCUCGGAAGUCAAGCGUGGUAUGGGUGGCCUUCACGGCAACAAGGGCGCCAUCGUCGUCCGGUUCAUGGUUGACGACUCCUCUCUUUGCUUCAUCAACUGUCAUUUGGCGGCAGGCCAAUCUCAAGCCAACAGCCGCCACGCCGAUGUUGCCGCUAUUCUUGAAGCCCAAAUACUCCCCCCCGAGCGGGAUCCUAGCAUUCGCCUCGAUAGCUACAUCGGCGGCGGAGAUGGUACCAUGAUUUUAGAUCACGAAUUGUGCUUGCUCAAUGGUGACCUGAACUACCGCAUCGAUACCAUGUCUCGCGAUACCGUUGUUAUUGCUGUCAAACAGAACAACCUCGCCAAGCUGCUGGAGCGAGACCAACUUCUUGUUGCCAAGCGAAGAAAUCCAGCGUUUAAGCUCCGGGCAUUUGAGGAGAUGCCGAUCACUUUUGCACCAACCUACAAGUACGACGUCGGAACAGACAAUUAUGACACGAGUGAGAAAAAGCGUUCGCCAGCUUGGUGUGAUCGACUGCUGUACCGCGGAGGAGGCAGGAUAAAGCAGAUCGACUACAAACGUCACGAGGUCCGCGUAUCCGACCAUAGACCCGUUACAGGAAGAUUCAAGUUUACGGUUAAGAAAGUUCAACCAAAAGCGCGGGCUAUGGCUUGGAUGGAUUGCCAGCAACGUUUCGAGGAUCUUAGAUUGCGUGAACUUAACAAUGACAAAAUGUCUUACCUAACAAAUGUCAUUGGUUAUGACGCAGCCACAGCAAAGAGCAUCCUCGAGGCCUAA
Colletotrichum truncatum is the source of this 3555-nucleotide messenger RNA. RefSeq names its product inositol polyphosphate. Gene Ontology annotation, biological process: phosphatidylinositol dephosphorylation. Lineage: Eukaryota; Fungi; Ascomycota; Sordariomycetes; Glomerellales; Glomerellaceae. The record is from RefSeq and is a predicted model, not a curated record. Gene Ontology annotation, molecular function: protein binding; phosphatidylinositol-4,5-bisphosphate 5-phosphatase activity.